Messenger RNA from Paramecium sonneborni, 255 nucleotides. The record is from the annotation of a GenBank genome assembly. Lineage: Eukaryota; Ciliophora; Oligohymenophorea; Peniculida; Parameciidae.
AUGGGUUGUUCUCUAUCUUCAAAGAAAAAUCAAAUAAAGCUCUAAUCUCUUUAAUUGCAAUCGAACUCAACAGCAAUCUAAUAAGAAUAAGAAUCUGAAGAAUUAGCUAUUUUAAACUAACUAUACAAAGAAAAGUUUUAGAUUUAAAAGAAUCCAAUAGUGCAAAGAAGAGCUCAUUCUGCAACUCCAAGCAUUUCAGGAUUUGAUAGACAAGCCGAAUUAUAGAAUUCGUUGGCCUAGAGAUAACUAUCUUGA